CAUGUUGUAUAAUUCAUUGUUUGAUUUAGUGUGCGAUCGGGCUAACUAUGCGUCUCUAACCCAAGCAUUUUUCAUGUUUGGUUAUGUGGUGUCAGGACUUAUUGUAUCACAUUAUUUAGACAAAUACGGUCGACGACCCAUGGUGUUAAUGUGCUAUGCCAUUGAAAUAUUGGGCAUUAUUUCAUGUGCUUUCUCCUAUAACAUAUAUCAAUAUCUAAUCUCACGAUUUCUGGUCGGAUUGGGCCAUUCUGGCCUUGUGCUCGAGUGCUGUGGCCCUAAAUAUCGUUUAGAUAUAACACUAUUGACUGGUGUUGGUUGGGUAUUAGGCUAUGUAUUAUUACCUCCUUUUGCAUAUUGGUUACCAGACUUUCGAUACAUGCAAUUUAUAUCAGCUCUACCAAUGAUAGCGAUGUUAAUCUGGUUUUAUUAUCUUUAUGAGUCUCCGCGAUGGCAGUUAGCUAAUAGACAGGUAGACAGGGCUGAGGUCACCAUUAGAAAGGCAUUGCUAAUGAAUGGCAAAUCUGUUGACAACUUAAGGGAGCAAAUGAUACAAUUGGCUAAUAAUCUGCAAACAACGCAAAAAGCGAUCCAAAACGAGAAAGGUCAUAGUGCGCUAGAUUUGCUCAAAACACCAAACAUGAGAAAAUACACCUUGAUCAUAUGGUACGGAUGGGUAGUAAAUGCUUUGAUUUACUAUGGCAUUAGUUUCAAUAUGGGUGACUUUGGGGGCAAUUUCUAUCUAACUUUCCUAUUGGCGGGUUUGAUGGAACUUCCGGCACAGCUGUUAACCCCACUAUUCCUGCGAUAUAUCGGUCGACGAAAACUGUACGCAAUAUUCAUGAUAAUUACGGGCGCGUCGUGUGUGGCAGUGAUCGUCGCCGACCAGAGCUCAUGGCUGCGGGUGUUGUUAGCAUUGGUCGGCAAAUACGGUAUUACCAGCGCAUGGAAUGUGCUGUCAAUUCAUGGCUCGGAAAUCUAUCCGACAGUUGUCCGCAACACAGGACUCGGCGUCUCAUCAGUUGUCGCUCGCGUCGGCUCUAUUAGCGCACCCUUUAUGACAAAUCUGGCAUCUGUCACUAGUUUAGCAUUUGUGAUGAUAUUAUAUGGCACAUGUGAACAACUGUUGGCCAACUGUUGGUCACCGCUGAACAUCACCGCAAUGUUGCCGCACCGCAACCGCGCGAAUACUGGCCCUCUCGGUGUCAUAACAAUA
This is a messenger RNA of Medioppia subpectinata, 1213 nucleotides long. The record is from the annotation of a GenBank genome assembly. Lineage: Eukaryota; Metazoa; Arthropoda; Arachnida; Sarcoptiformes; Oppiidae.